Morus notabilis is the source of this 932-nucleotide messenger RNA. RefSeq lists its product as uncharacterized. Lineage: Eukaryota; Viridiplantae; Streptophyta; Magnoliopsida; Rosales; Moraceae. The coding region runs from base 43 to 213 and encodes 56 amino acids. The transcript has 3 exons. The record is from RefSeq and is a predicted model, not a curated record.
GAGAAAAGCGAUAGCGAAGGGGAGAAAAAAAAUACGGCAAAGAUGAGAAAGUUCGAUCCGUGGCCGGUGUUCUUCAGGCGUGAGUGGAACAGGAACUGGCCUUUCCUUUUCGGUUUCGCCAUUACCGGCACUAUCAUCACCAAAUUUUCCCUUGGUCUCACUGAGGAGGAUGCGAAAAAUUCUCCCUUUGUGCAGAGGCACAAGAAGCACUGAGUCAAUUUGGAACAAACAUGAGGUUUUGGGGGCGGAGUGCGAAUAGACUAGGUGCUUUGGUUGCUAAUUUCGAGUUGUUCUUGACGUCCUAAUUUUUUCAAACUUUUACGGGAAAAGUACCAAUUUUUAUGGAAUUUGCUAAAUAAGUGAAAUUCAAAAGCUGAUUUUCAAUAUAGUGUUAGUAGAUACCAGUAAUACUAAUUUUCCUGCAAGGAUCACUAAUAAGAUGGGCCAAUAAUCCUUCGAUGUAUGUAUAGUGAAUUUCAGUUUCUUACCAAUGAAUUCAUACUAUACAAGUUUUUGUGUUAAAAAGAUGCACACCUUGGAGAAAUGAUAUAUAGUAGCAUGCUCUAUUACGAUCGUUCUUUUGUUUAUUGAGAUUGAGAUCAAGAACUCUUUAAAGAAACAAAUUUGGGUGUGGUCUUUCAUGGAAUAGCCAUAGGUAUUUGUUUCUGCCUACAUGAAGAUGAAUUUGGUUAUUACAGAGGAUCAAGCUGGAUGCUUGGAUAUUAACACCCAAAGAAAAAAUUUGAUUUUUUGACUUGGAUGCUGUUUGUACUCUUGUUGCCUUUAAUAACUAUAAGAUAGAGAAAUCGGGUAACUGAGAUGGAGGUGGUGUUUUUCGCAAGUUUUGCAACAUGACGUGUGCAUGUUGUUUUACUUGUUUAGAGUAACUUUAAAGGUCUCAAUCACUGUAGUUUUUGGUAAGAUGAUCAACG